CACGCAGCUCGUUGUGAUAGCCACAACGUUGCUGGAAUCAAACAAAGGAUUCCAAACUCGCGUGUUGCUCUUUGAUGCAUUGCUGGUUAUCUUGUUUCACUUAAUCGACGACUCACGUACCCCAUAGCGCGUCCCUUUUACGCGUCCGUACCAGCCAGCAACGGCCGAACCAUCAAUCCAACAAUCAACAUGUCUUUUGGAGGUUUAGGGACGGGAUUUGGAGGCGCUGAAAAAAAGACGGGCACUCUAUUCGGCAGCACGACAGCCCCGGCAGGUGGUCUUUUUAGCCAAACACAACAGCCAACAGGAGGAAGUUUAUUCGGCGCGACGACAACAACCCAGCAGCAGCCACAGCAGCAACAGCAGAAUGCAGGAUCAUCACUUUUCGGAAACACGCAACAGAAUGCGGGAUCAUCACUUUUUGCGAACACGCAACAACAGCCUCAACAGCCCCAACAGCCGCAGCUCAACAAUAGCUUGUUUGGGGGAAAGCUGCAACCUGCUCCUACACUUCCUGCUCUCCAGGCACAGCAGUUGGCCCAGUCGCAACAAGGUCUCCCACAACUACGACAGAAUGCAGAUUCCGGCUUAGCAAGUAGCCUGCUCAGUGGACAACGCGAAAAAUCUGUCACCCAGCAAAUGCAGGUGAUAGCUGAUAAGUGGAAUCCAAAGAGCUUCAACUGCGCCUUCCAACAUUACUUCUACAAUGAGGUCGACCCUGAUCAAGUUCCGUAUUAUGGACCACAGCCACACGAGGAUGAAAAGAAGUGGGAGGAGGCGCUCGCCAAUAAGCCUGGUCCAGGAUCAAUCCCAAUACUAAUCAGUGGAUUCGACGAGAUGGCCGCGCGUAUACAAUACCAGAACUUGGCAGUGACCGCACUUCGGACGCGUCUGCACCAAAUCAACGAAAACCUCAUCGCGUUGAGGAAUACACACGAGUUCAAGAUCAGUAUCCGCCUCCAAGAAGCGAAAAGGAAACAUGUCGUUCAUACACAAAGGACGUUGGCUUUGGCAACUAAAGUACAAAUUCUGCGGAACCGCGGAUAUGUAAUGGACCAGGCAGAGGAAGAAUUAAAGAAGAAGCUUGCUGAGUUGGAAAGAAAGACAUUCGACCCCGUUCUUAGUGGACGACAGGAAGAGAUUUGGGCGAGAAUGUCGGGAGUCAGGGAGCGCGCGCGGAUAUUGCAAGAGGAAACGGAAAAACUAGCCAAGACCGUUGACAGCCAGCAAGGCGAAGUCUUGAGCGAAGAGGACCAGAAGCAGAUUGAAAAGCUCUUGAAAGACUACGACAAGCAGCUCGACCAUCUUAAAAAAUGGGUUGAUGAUACUAAAGAGGAAUAUGAGGUAUGGGAGAAGGACAGGAAACCGUCAAAGUCCGCUGGGAGGUGAACGGGGGAUACGAUGCUGUCUCGAAAUAGGCACGGAUCGUGUGAAAGUACGCCGGCAACUUCUUGAGUGAUCUAGAAGACGAAGCCUGGCGAUUCUUUAGAUACCAACGGCUUGCUACAACAAUAAUCCUCAUAAUACCACUUCUUGUACUAUAUUGGCUGUUAUUCUGCGGUGGUGGGGAUAGAAGCGCUAUAGGCACUUUCAUGAGCUGCUCUAGAGACUCGAUUUCAUUUCUCUUCUUUAAUUGGAUAUCUAUUCGUGUUUCAUCCUCGGUUGUCAUGUACAAGUGUGUUUAGGACUUGUGCGCCUCCCCAGUAUUGUUACAAUUGCAUGCUUCUUAUCCACAACUACUUUUACAGAGUGAUCGGCCGUUCGAACGCCGCUCGAUUUGAAUUGGUAGACCGAUGGAUC
This is a messenger RNA of Aaosphaeria arxii CBS 175.79, 1800 nucleotides long. RefSeq lists its product as uncharacterized. Gene Ontology annotation, biological process: nuclear pore organization; NLS-bearing protein import into nucleus; protein localization to nuclear inner membrane. Gene Ontology annotation, molecular function: structural constituent of nuclear pore. The transcript is spliced from 3 exons. The record is from RefSeq and is a predicted model, not a curated record. Gene Ontology annotation, cellular component: nuclear pore central transport channel; nuclear pore. Lineage: Eukaryota; Fungi; Ascomycota; Dothideomycetes; Pleosporales. The coding region runs from base 190 to 1389 and encodes 399 amino acids.